Molecule: messenger RNA, 1202 nt
Organism: Tympanuchus pallidicinctus (lesser prairie-chicken)
Lineage: Eukaryota; Metazoa; Chordata; Aves; Galliformes; Phasianidae
Gene: HVCN1
Product: hydrogen voltage gated channel 1
Exons: 6
Coding region: 212-919 (235 amino acids)
Biological process (GO): proton transmembrane transport
Cellular component (GO): plasma membrane
Molecular function (GO): voltage-gated proton channel activity
Source: RefSeq, a predicted model, not a curated record
CGCCCUCGGCCGGGAGGGGCGGAGCCGGGCUGGGAGCUCCGCUGCGGCGGGAGGGAAGCGGCGGCAGUGGGACGCGCACGGCUUUGUUCUCAGAACGAAACGCCGCGCUCUUGUCGCGCUCACGGUGCUGAAACGGGAGAUCUCGCGUCCCCGGGGAGGUGACGCUCAGCUCUGGUCCCGCAGGCAGGUGAUGCUCGCUUGAUCCGGAGCCAUGUCCCGGUACCUGAAACACUUCACGGUGGUGGGGGAUGACCCCGUACAGUGGAGCAACGAUUAUAAAAAGUGGGAGGAAGAGGAGGAGGACAAUGGGGAGAAGGAUUCGGAGAUCAAACUGGAGCCCUCCCGUGCCCACGUCACCUUCCAAGAUGUGAUGAAGAAGCUCUUCAGUUCGCGCAGGUUUCAGAUUGUCAUUGUCUUCUUGGUCAUCGUGGAUGCCUUGCUGGUCCUUGGGGAAUUGCUGAUGGACUUGAAGAUCAUCCAUCCAGACAAAUAUCACAUAGCCCCAAAGGUUUUCCACUACCUCUCCCUUUCUAUUCUCACCAUCUUCCUCGUUGAGGUGGGGUUUAAAAUCUUCAUUUAUGGCCGGGAGUUCUUCCACCACAAGUUCGAAGUGCUGGACAGCAUCGUUGUCGUCGUGUCUUUCAUCCUCGACCUCGUCCUGCUCUUUCGGGAGCACGAGUUUGAAGCUGUGGGGCUCCUGAUACUGCUGCGGCUGUGGCGUGUGGCCAGGAUCAUCAACGGAAUAAUUUUAUCGGUGAAGACCCGCUCUGAACAACAAGUGUCCAAGCUAAAGCAGGUGAACCUGAAACUCGCCACAAAGGUUGAACAACUUCAACACAGCUGUGUGGAGAAGGAGCAAGAAAUUGAGAGGCUUACCAGGAUGUUAAAACAGCACGGGCUCAUCAGCGAGCAAACGUAGAAGGCCAGUUUUCCAAGGUGGGGAAGUCUGCCGUGGCGAGUGCAGCGUUGAAACGUAUCAGAUUGACCUGAAGGGUUUUCCUCUCUGCCUGCUUUCUCUGCUGUAGUGUUUCUGUAAAUGUUUUCUAUCUGACCACACUUUGAUUAGAUCUUGGGAUUGCAAAAAUAGCUUCACUGGAAAAUUAAAUGAGUGCUCCCUGUAAACAGUGACUCCACAAGACCCUUGUACAGCUGUACAGACAAGUGCAAAAUAAUUUAAUAAAGACACAACUUUACAAGCUGUA